Molecule: messenger RNA, 6261 nt
Organism: Seriola dumerili (greater amberjack)
Lineage: Eukaryota; Metazoa; Chordata; Actinopteri; Carangiformes; Carangidae
Gene: sack1ha
Product: protein FAM83H-like
Exons: 6
Coding region: 232-5109 (1625 amino acids)
Biological process (GO): positive regulation of cell migration; protein localization to cytoskeleton; intermediate filament cytoskeleton organization
Cellular component (GO): keratin filament
Molecular function (GO): keratin filament binding
Source: RefSeq, a predicted model, not a curated record
UCUGAGGGCUCUGUCUCAAAUAUUCUCGCCGACAAGCCUCGAGCAUGACAAUAAACUGGUUUAGCUGGGUGAAGGGGGAAAAAACAAUGUAACUCAACUCUUUCGAUAAGUCCCACCUGGACUAGACGCACGACGCAAUUGCGGAGGAAAACGCGGCGAAGAAGACAAGAUGACUGGCUUAAAGUUUAACCGACGAGAGGAUUGACGAGUGAAUAUUAGUGAGACAACAGUAUGGCACGUCGCUCUCAGUGCUCAUCUGCCGGGGAUAACCCCCUGGAUCCCAACUACCUCCCUCCUCACUACCGGGAAGAGUACCGCUUAGCUAUUGACGCACUGGUUGAGGAGGAUUUGGAAGGAUACUACAAGUUCCUCCAAAAAGAUGAUGUGGUGGACUUCCUGUGUACACCUGAGAUUCAGUAUAUUCAGAGCUCUCUUCAGGUCCCUCAGCACAGCCACCACCCUGAACAACAUUUUCUGGAGACUGGGGGAGAUGGCUCUUCAGACACCUACUGGCCGAUUCACUCUGACCUGGAUGUCCCAGGUUUGGACCUCGGCUGGCCUCAGCUGCAUCCCUUCAUUGGGCCCACAGAGGUCACCACUCUGGUCAACCCCCCAGAGCCCGACAUGCCGAGUAUCAAGGAGCAGGCCAGAAGGCUUAUCAAGAAUGCUCAGCAGGUCAUUGCUGUAGUGAUGGACAUGUUUACUGAUGUUGACAUUUUGGCGGAUAUUCUCAGUGCUGCCAUGAGGAAUGUUGCUGUCUACAUCCUUUUAGACGAGCAGAAUGCACAUCACUUUGUCAACAUGGUGUCCAACUGCAGGGUCAAUCUACAGAGCAUCCAAUUUUUACGUGUGAGAACAGUGUCUGGCAUCACGUAUCACUGCCGCUCAGGGAAAUCCUUUAAAGGUCAGAUGAUGGAUCGCUUCUUGUUGACAGACUGCAGGGCUGUGUUGAGUGGAAACUUCAGCUUCAUGUGGUCUUUUGAGAAGCUCCACCGCUGCAUGGCACACCUUUUUCUUGGACAGCUCGUAGCAACUUUUGAUGAAGAGUUUCGGAUUCUGUUUGCUCAGUCCCAACCACUGAUGAUUGAAAAUGUGCCCACUCCAAUGGAAGAGUUUAGCCUUUUACAAAAGAGGCAAUACCCAAGCGAACGAACAUCCUUUUACAGGGAUCCUAGGAAAUUUCUAUCACUGGACACCGUUCAUCCAGAGGACCGGGUUAGACAUUCCUGUGAUGAACGUAUGGAUGUGGAUUGGAGAAUGAUACCACUUAAAAGGCAGGGAUCCCUGCAUGGCCCUUCAGAUAUGUACAGGUUUCCCUCCCAGCAAUCUCACAUGGAUCCGCCUUUUGAUCAGGGUCCCCCCAGGAAGCCCAUGGUGGAAAAUACUGCCUUCAAACGUCACAGUUAUGCUGAAGGUGUUCAUGGUAGAUUCUCUUACCCGUUCUUGCAGCAACAGGGAAUGCCAGAGCCUGAGAACCAGGGAAGGACGUUUCACAGGGGGCAGCAGCCCUAUCCAGGGUCCGGACCAGGACCAGAAGCAGAUUACAGUGGCUAUGACAAGUUCUGGAACCAAGACCAUCAUUCAGCAGAUCAAUACUCUGAAUCUGGUUUACCACAAGAGAGGCAACCGUCUGAUAACUUUGACCCUGUGCUUAACUAUUUAUCAUCUACCAGAAAUGUAGACUUCGACCAGGGCUCGGAGAAAUUACCUGCAGCAGAUUUACCAUUCAGUUCAUCUCACCCUAGAAGACUGAGCUUAGGCCAGCCAUAUGCCUGUCAAACCUCUCCCACUGCUUCAAAUCCAACUGAUCAGAAGCAGUUUUUCCCGGAGCCUAACACUGACCGCAAGGAUCCUACAGUGAAACGAGGGCUAAGAAACUGGAGGAUUAGCUCAUACCUCAGUGCAUAUGAUAAUCCAGGAGAUGAAGGCCUCCCACUGAUGCCAACUCAGGCACCAGACCCUUUUGAAGAGCCUUCAAACCCUAUACAACAAACAGCACCAGGAUUAGAUGUGUCAUUUCCUAAAAUCCCAAAUGUUAGAGAGUUUAAGGUUCCUGCAAUGCCCAGGGCAAGUCACCUGCCGAAUUAUAUGAAAACCACUGUACGAGAGCAGCCAAAGAAAUUGCCUGAUGAACCUACUGCAGUGGCAGCAGAAUCUAAAACAACACCAACACCUUCAGAAUCAUCGUCCACAGCUGAAGGGGAAAAGACAGAGGAAGCAGAACAAAAAGAAACAAAAACCACCGGUCUACGAAGGGAGGAGUCAUUCCGUAGGAAGUACAAUGCUGCAGUGCCAAGGAGCUCCAGGUUAAGAUCCUCUCUGAUAUUCAGCUCUCUUGAGCAGCAGCAUGCUCCUCAAGAUACCAAAACUGCUCCAGGCCAACAGGAUGAGGAAAGUGACACAAACGAAGCAGAACAGACCAAAUCACCUUUUGUUUCACAGGUUUUAGGAAAAAGGCGACCUGCAAGAGAACCUUUUGAAUGGAGCCGUUACAUAAAGUCAGCCACAGAAACGUCCAAACCAGACAAUGAAACCAGUAAAGCAGAUGAUAAAGAUACAUCAAAGGACGAAAAUUCAAAGGAUCCAGAUACAGAGAAAACAGAUUCUUCACCAUCAAUGCCCCAAUCCAAACCUUCUGAAAACAAAACUGAUCAACCAGUACAACCACAUAAAUCUUUGCUCACCACUCCUUUGAAUAUAGAUAUGAAUGAUCCUGAUAAGAGGCUCUUGUUCUUCAAAGAGUUGGCAGCAAAACGCAAAGCCGCUAAGGCAGCAGAAGCUGAAAAGAGCAAAGACAAGGCUCCGAUGAAACCACCAAGUGAGCUAAAAACCAAUACCACUGUUAAAAAGGAGGAACUUGAACCAAAAGAAAACUCAGAAAGGAUGGCUAAUACUUCACCGUCUGUGGGUUUAUCCCCAAAAAAUGUUACUGCAGAUGAUGCAAAUAAAACAGUAGCCACAGAAGCCUGUGAGUCGGUCAGUCUGUCUUUAGAUGCCAGUGAUGAGACUAACAAGCAUGACAGUCAUGUCAAAAAUGAACCCAGUAUCUCCCAAAGUUGUAAAGAGGAAGAAACCAGAGUUUCAACUGUUACAGAGAAGACAGAGCUGAAAAACAGCCAACCAGGAGCUUCUCUGCUUGUUUCUGCAGAAACAGAAUCUCCUCCAAACAAACCUCCUGAAGACCCAAAGCUGUCAACACCCGCUGUAAAAGAGAGUAGCCCAAGUCAUCCACCUACACCAACAAAUGCUACCCCUGCUACUGUUCCUACUCUUGUGCAAGGUACUGAUGAAAGUGAAAGCCCAAAGCUUAAUUCUACCUCAAAGGAGUCCAGUUCACUCCCUCUUAGUUCAGUGGAGGUCCCACCAUCUUCUGCAUCUGCUGCGUUGAAUUCUAACACCCAAAAUCCUGAAUCAGUUCAGUUAGAAACCAGCAUCUCCUCCCCUGCAUCUGAACAGCAGACUGGAUCUGAGUUGAGCUCUUGUGACCAAUCAGUUAAAAGCUCUUUCUCUGAUCACAUUCUGUCAGAUUCUGGUUUACAGAUCGGUCCAAGUCCUCCAACCUCGGAAUCUGCUCCUCUUUCCACCCCUGAAGAGACUUUAUCUUCUAAUGUUACCCCAAAAGACUCCAGCUCCACCCCCUCCUAUAGCAUAUUGUCUCCAAAUUCUGAUGAAACAGAAGCACAGGAAUCUGUCAGCUCCUCACCAUGUGAGUCAUUCCAAACAGCUGACAAAACUUCUACAGUAUCUACAGAGUCUAAGCAAGCUCAUCCAGAUCCCGUUUCCCAGUCGAUGUUGUCUGAGAACCCUUCAGCAGUUGUCUCUGCACAUGGGGAAUCUGAUAUUUCUCCUGAUGCACACACAUCCUCAUUAAUGUCCACCACAAAGACAAACUCUGAAAAAUCUUGUGUUCCUACACCUUUGGAAAAAUGUGUACCUGAGCCAGAAAAUGACUCUGUUCUAAAGGCUGUUGCAGAGGAAUCUGAGGUAAGAUCCUCAAAGGACGUCAAAGCUGAUAGCACACCACCUAGUCUUAGCCCCUCAUCACCCAAGUCAGGUUUACCUAAUGUAUCUGAUCUGGGAAGUUCUGCUUCCAGACCUGAUCAAAUUGACACAAUCACUCCCCACCCCCAACGUGAGCAUGCCCCAUUAGAAACACGCUCUCCUGUCAAUCCAGACAACACUCCUAUUGUUUCCCAGUCCAUAACAAAUGCAUCUCCACAAGAUGCAUUAACACGUACAGCCACUCCCUCUGAACUUAACCUGACAGGAUCUGUCCCUCCUGCUCCUGUUGAAACAGAGUGCUCUUCUCCUCUAACUGAGUCAGUUGCAUCAGUUUUGUCCCCUGGGGCUAAAAAAACAGAAACCAACAUGUCUACAUUGUGCAGCCCCUCAGAUACACCCUCUCUUCCCAAGAUUACAACAGACUCGAACAAAAUUCCAAUGCUCCCAUCAACAGAAGCUUCUAGAGCAACUGAGCCUACCUCAAAAACCCCAACAGAGCCAGAGCCAACCCCUGGAUCUGUGACUUCUGAAAGCCAACCUUCAGAGCCACCCGUGCCUGCUGAAAAUAGUAAAGUAGACCAUCAGAGUGAAGUAAGCAAAGAGCCUGAAUUGCCCGACCCUGGUGAGAAAAAUCCAGAGGACACUGAAGCCACAAAUAAGAUCAAUAAAAGCACUAUGCAGGAAUCUGUCAAAAGUGAAAAAACAAAUGACCAAGUAAGGCAAAAUAACCGCUCUGAACCGGCAGAGAUCACAACAGAAGAAGUCGUUCCUCUGUCACCACACUCCAAGCAGCCAAAGUCUCGCUACCACUCAUCAACAGCCAAUGUGCUCUCAAGCAGCAACCUCAGAGACGAUACAAAGCUGCUUCUAGAGCAGAUUUCUGCUAAUAGCCAGAGCAGGAACGAGGCCACCAAGGAGUCUCCUGUCACUGAUGACGAGAAAGAAGAUGAAGCUGACAAAAAUGCCAAAAGGGAGAAAGAAAGAGGGAUCAGGACACUCAGCAGAGGGCAGCCUAAGUCAACACAGGAAAGGGAUAAGCUGCUGGAGAAGAUCCAGAGCAUGAGGAAGGAGAGGAAAGUUUACAGUCGAUUUGAGAUGGCACCUUAACUGGUAUUUAAAGAAAGUUAAGAGAAAAAACAGUGCGCACAGUAAGUGUAGGAAGAAGGUGAGCUCAAGUAAAAACUUUGAAUGAUGAACAACACAUGCUCUCACCGAAGACAUGAACUGCAAGGGGUAAAACUAAUACAAAAUAAUACAAACCUGUUGUCCAUGUGACAUGUACUAUGUUCAACAAAGGGCUUCUUACUGUGGGUGAAUCACCAAGUUGCUACCAGUGAGAAGUACAUGGACUGAGAACAUAUGUGGGAUUAAAUACGGUUUUACUGACUGCAUGGGUAAAGUGCAAUGUGUGCAACAGAUUUUUUCUAUAAUUAUGCCUGUCUUUUUUUUUUUUUAAAGCAUUGACAGCCAUUACAUAAAUGUCAGCUGGUUUUCAGGCAAAAUGUGAUGUUAAAGUGUAAUAGAUGAUCUAAAAUAGUCAGAAAACCGUAGUUUGUAUCAUAGUGUUUCACAAUCAUGUUAAAUAAAAGAUGAUUAUUACACAUAGCCUACAUGUAUUUGUGAAAUAGGUGGAUAUUUAAAUUCAUAUCCAUGAAAGGCUGAUAUUUUUUACAUGUAAAUAAAUUGUAACUUUAAUUCUUUGUAAUCUGAAUUAUACAUUGAAUUUAAAAUGGAAAUAAACCUGAGACUGAAACAGGAUACCAUCUUAAACAUAUGUACAAUAUAACUGUGUAAAUCAUUGCACACUAUACAGUGUGUAGUGUUUUUGGUUUCUUUUUUCUAUUGAAUAUUGUUUAAUAGGAAUCGUUGAGGUUACAUGUCAUUUUUAAAAACGACAUCUGGUUGAUUUAAAGGAUUAUUUCACCAAAAUUACCUAAAUCAUCCAAAGUAUUUAUACACAGUAAAAUUAAUUGUUUUUAUUUUGAUGAUUUAUGAAACACUUGCUUUUAAAGUGUUUGAAUUUGGCCAUUUAAAGCCAAAGCUAUCAGAAAAUAUGGGUUUUUUUGUAAUUUGCUACAACUAACCCUUUAACUGUCUUUGAACAUCUGCCUGACCCUGUAAUUUAAAUGAAAACUUGCCAUACCUGUACAUUAAAACAAGAAAUUCUAAAACCGCAAAGAAUUUACAUAACAGUAGAUAGUGUUGUGCUUAUUAUAAUGGAUUUAUGAUACGUAUCUUCUGCAACAUUUUAUAUUUGUA